Messenger RNA from Candoia aspera, 2192 nucleotides. RefSeq names its product immunoglobulin superfamily member 5 (gene IGSF5). Lineage: Eukaryota; Metazoa; Chordata; Lepidosauria; Squamata; Candoiidae. The record is from RefSeq and is a predicted model, not a curated record. Bases 242 to 1351 code for a protein of 369 amino acids. Gene Ontology annotation, biological process: cell-cell adhesion. Gene Ontology annotation, cellular component: cell surface; bicellular tight junction. The transcript is spliced from 9 exons.
GUCACACAGGACACAACCAGGAACCAGAAGCUGACAUAUUUUGGCAGGAACCUCCUGUUAAACUACGGAGAGAAACUGGGAGUUGUUGAGAAUGAUUGAUUCUGUGUCUGCUGGAGCAGCUGUUUCUAUGGAAAGGAUUUCAAACAUGGUGUUCUUUUUCCUAUAGAGACAUUUCUAAACAAUGAUCUUCAACUAAACAAUGAUCUUCAACUAAAAAAGAUUCAGGGGAACAGCUUGCUCAAUGGAUAGACUUCAGGGAUGGAUUGGGCUGAUUAUCAGUCUUAUGGUCUACCUAACAGAUCCUGGCUUUGGCUAUGCCAUCAUAGAAGGCCCCCAAAAUUUAACAGUUGUUGUGGGUUCGGUGGCCCGAUUUAACUGCACAGCAUCAGAUGGGUGGAAAAUUUUGAUAUGGCUUUUCAAUGGAAAUCCUAAGCUGUCUGUACUGAGCUCUGGAGGAACUAUUGAAACAGAUUACCGAUACACUCAGAAAGGUUAUAACCAAAGUGAUAACAGGUUUACUUCAGAGCUGAUGAUCCAUAAUGUUCAGCUGAAAGAUUCUGGACAAAUCAGAUGUAGCCUCCAGAAUAAUGAUGACAAUGCAUAUGCAUUUCUUUCUGUACAAAUUAAUGGAUUUUUGAAUAUCAAAGAUACCAACUUCAUAGUGAAAAAGAACCAGACAAUUGAAAUAGUCUGUGAAGCCUUUGGAUGGUCUCCUGCUCCACGCAUUUCCUGGAUGAAAAAUAAUCAUCUAUUAGAUCAUUCCAUGUAUGUUUCCAACUACAGUCAAAUAUCUAAUGGCUUAUACAAUGAAGAGAGCAUCUUAACUCUGACCCCACUGACCACUAGCACAGUGACUUGCUUAGCUACCAUAGAUGCACUUUCUAAACCUCAGUCUGCAACUAUAACUGUGACUGUGUAUGAACCUUCCCCAAUAGGAUGUGCUAAUGAAGAUUGGCGAAUCCGAACUAUAAUUUUAGCGGUUGUGUUGUCAGUUGUUCUGUUCCUCCUUCUGAUCCUUAUUAUUAUCCUUAUUAUAUGUUGCUGCAAAAGAAGGAAAGAGUCCAACUAUCACAAUGAGCUAAGAAAGAUUUCAGGGAGGAAAGAAAAAGAUAGAGAUUUGGAGACUGUGAGUCACAGUGGAAAGGAAAACUAUGGCUACAGUGCAGAGCAAAUGACACGAGAUCACACUUCCUUCCCAGUUAAACAAGACUUUUAUAAUUCAGAGCAAGAUCUGAACGUGAACUCUCCAUCAGAGGUAUCUAACAAUGGACUUCAAACUGGAGAAUUUCCUUCAAGAACUACUGUUUACCCAGUUAAUCCACACAAAAUCAGAAAUGUGACACUAAUAUAGAAAAGCACUCACAACACCAAUAUCGUUUCUUACAAUUUCUUCAUUUGUUUUAUCUGAGAAUCAGGAUCAGUAAGUAAUAAUUUCUGAGGAACUUUAGUGAAGAAGCCACUGCUUCCCACCCCCUCUCCACAAAGGCAAUUUAGAAUAAAAACAAAAUGAAUUUCUCUUUGUAUAUUUAUUUUCUGACUACUGUAAAACUUAAAAACUUUAUUUUUAAAAUGCAAGCACUUAUGAUCCAAGAUUAAUAAUAUUGUUUUAUAUUAAUGAAGCAAAUAUACUGUAUUUCUGGUUGCACACAUCAGAUAGUGCCGACAUGGCAAUAGGAACACAUGCAAGGAUAUGUACAAUUCAGAUUUAAAAUAAAUCCAACAUGCAUUUCUAUGGGAGCAGGUAUGAAAGCUUAAAUAAAAUGGAAUCCAUGGUGACAUGGCACUGAAUAGUUUUAAUAGUAUUGAUCUUUCUACAGUCAAAAAGUACACGCACUGCACCAUUUGUUUGUAAAAUACGUAUGUAAAAUAGUGUAAAUAUCUGAAAUUUGCAUUUUAAAGGGUUAUCUAUUUGGGUAAUUUUUAAAAGAGAUUACAUCUAAAAAAUUAAAUUAAAAUGCUUAUGCAGGAAAAUAUAUAUAUUUCCAAUAUAUUUUGGGAAAGCUUUGUUACACAUAUAAACUAUAAACUAUAUUUAUUAGGGCAAAUUGCAUAUAGAAGCUGCAUGUUAAGUAAAAUUGUAAGUGACAAAUCAGAACAGAUGUGCUUAAUGACUAUUUUGUUAAACAUCCAUUGAAACUCUGGAAUCUUCUCUUAAUGUGGGUAGUAAAAUAAAACUUUAAUAUUGAACUGAA